AAAACUUCUUGCAGCAAUUCGGAACGCGCGGCGGCGGGAAGAGACUCGUCGGCCUAUUGCUCUCGCGAACGAGCGAGGGAAGGGCCGGCGGCAAAGCGGGAGAAACCGAGAGAAGGAACCCGCGAGGGAGCUGAGGAGAGGAGCAGAGGAAGAGAAAGAGAGAGAGAGAGAGAGAUCGGAGUGGUGCGCCAUCGGCGGUCGGCGACCGCCGAAAGUGUUUCAUUGUCGAGGGAGCCGGUAAGAACCGCCAAAGCGGACCGUGUGUGUGCGUCGUCGUCAGGUAUAUCGCCGUGUUAUUAUGCGUCGACUUGGCAUGAAGAACAAGCGUAAAAAGUCGGAAACGGCGAGCGACAGCGAGCCGGAAGAAAAUGUCGGCGCACGCGCAGCCGGCGGCGACGACGCUGGCAACGGUGAAACGCAGGCCGGCAGAAGCAGCAACAGCAGCAGCAGCAACGCGGGACACAAGUCCGGCACGAAGAGACGCUCGUCGCGCGGUGCAUCGGUGCAGAAGCCGGCCGCGCAUAACGCGGACGACGACGCCGAGACCGCGUCGGACAUCGCGGCGGUAGAGGCGGCGGGAGAACAAAACGGAGAGAAGGCACAGAAAUCAUCUCCGAACAAGCGCAGAAAGAAGGAGGAUCGAGCGUCCACGUCCGCCCGCGACAAGUCCGAGCCCGAGCCCGAAGAUGAGUACGAGGUAGAAAAACUGAUCAAUCUUCGUACCAUUAAAGGCCGUCGACAGUUUUUAGUAAGGUGGAAGGGUUAUGGAGAAGCUUCUGAUUCUUGGGAAAAUGAAAAGGAUCUAAACUGUCCUCGGUUGAUAGAAGAAUAUUUAAUCGAAGAAAAAGACAGGGAGAUGGAGAUGAGUAAGCCUAAAACAGAAUCUAAAUCUAAAAAGCCUAAAAGUAAUUCCAAAAAACAUGUGGAUAAUGACGAGCAAAAUAGUAAGGAUGAUAAAGAGGGCUCAAAGGAAUUUGAGGUUGAGAGAAUAAUUGAGGUACGCUUUAAAAAGAAUGGAACAAAGGAAUUCUUAAUUAGAUGGAAAGGAUUCAGUGCAACCGACGACACGUGGGAACCAGAGAGAAAUCUGAGCUGUCCAGAACUUAUCGCUAAGUUUAUGCAAAAGGUAGAAAAAGCAAAGACAUCUGAGAUGCGGGAACUCAGAACAAAUCGUGCACAUACUAAACGAUAUACUUUGACAACACGUGAUCAUGGAAGAAGAUUAUCCAAACGUAACAGAGACAAGCAGAGAGCGACUUAUCAUGAAUGCGAUGAAUAAAGAAUUGCAGUCCCAAUAUUUUUAUUCAAAGAAUUUAUAUAUACAUAUAUACAAAUAUAUAUAUAUAUAAAUAUAUAUAUAUAUUAUAUAAGUCUGUAGUUCUACAAAGAUGAAAGGCGAGACAGAAACAAAAAGAAAUAUAUCAAAAUCUGAAUAAUUUGCUAUUAUAUUAGAAGUAUGCAAUAUAUGCAAAUCCUCUUUUCGAGGAAAUAAAGAUUAUGUGAAUAAGAUAGGAGUGAGCACAUAUAUGAUAAAUACACAUAUAUGUAUGUAUUUAUUAAUCCAGAAAGAUGAAAAAAUUUCCAGAAUAUUUAUAUUACUGAACGCGAAUGUAUGACGCAGUAAAAGAACUGAAUUUAAAUGUGUAAUGUGAAAAAAGUUAUUUCUCGGCUUUUACGUCAUAUUGGCUACGAAGCCAAUCGCGAAGUAAAAAUCAGAACGAAAGAAUGAAGAGUAGCUGUGUUUAUUAAAAUUAUAUCUGAAGUAUAGACAAGCGGGUCACAACGUUUUCUCCUGUGUGCAUGCGUUUAAACACUUGCACAAAGUGCACAUUACAAGUUGUCACGGUCGGGUAAUGUAUUUAUUUUGCAUUGCGAUGAAGACGUGUUACAAAUAUGAAGUUGACAAAACUUUUAGAUUUGAAAUCUAUCUUAUUCAUUUUACUAUACUUUACAUUAUUAAUUUUACUGUAUUAAGAAUGUAAAAUACAGCUUUAUCUUCUAUAGAUAUUCAGAUUUUUUUUUUAAAGAUAACGAUUUUGGGAACACGUUCUAGAGGAGACAAAUGGGGAAGAUACAAAUUUGUCAAAAUACAAUAUGAAGUCUUAGCUCUAACAUAAGCAAAUUAAAAGAAAAACACUUGUG
Monomorium pharaonis (pharaoh ant) is the source of this 2142-nucleotide messenger RNA. RefSeq names its product chromobox protein homolog 3. The coding region runs from base 299 to 1279 and encodes 326 amino acids. Gene Ontology annotation, biological process: negative regulation of transcription by RNA polymerase II; chromatin organization. Gene Ontology annotation, molecular function: chromatin binding. Gene Ontology annotation, cellular component: pericentric heterochromatin. NCBI's taxonomy places the organism in Eukaryota, Metazoa, Arthropoda, Insecta, Hymenoptera, Formicidae. The record is from RefSeq and is a predicted model, not a curated record. The transcript has 4 exons.